Procambarus clarkii (red swamp crayfish) is the source of this 6496-nucleotide messenger RNA. Its product is annotated as follistatin-related protein 5. The record is from RefSeq and is a predicted model, not a curated record. Gene Ontology annotation, cellular component: plasma membrane; axon. NCBI's taxonomy places the organism in Eukaryota, Metazoa, Arthropoda, Malacostraca, Decapoda, Cambaridae. Gene Ontology annotation, molecular function: cell-cell adhesion mediator activity; calcium ion binding. Gene Ontology annotation, biological process: dendrite self-avoidance; axon guidance; homophilic cell-cell adhesion.
UGUGGGUCAGUCUGUCGGUGUGAGUCGUGGUGGAAGGUUGUGGGGCUUGUGUCGCUCCUUACAGUGAUCUUUGUUUACCCAGGACUCUCUUCAUCUCCUCAGCUCUUUGACAGGCAACGUAAUGGAGCUUGUGUGGUUGGUGCUAGGGCUCCUGGUGGCCCUCACCAGUGCCAUGUCUCGGCGACACAGAGACGCUACGCCAUAUAUUGACGACGACUCCCAUCAACUAUGGUCGUCCGAGACGGCUGACCUCAUGGAGGGCGAACAGGUCGACGCCCACCUCCUCGAACACCAUGACCCCUGCUUGGCACACUUCUGCGAACGAGGCCGGGUGUGCCGCCUUGACCACGUCAGCCAGCCGCAGUGUGAGUGCCAGCCCUUCUGCUCUAGGCACCGGAAGUUAGUGUGUGGCACUGACCAGCGCCUCUACCUCAACCAUUGCGAGCUCCACCGCGCCGCCUGCGUCACCGGGGCCAAGAUUCACAUAGACAGGAGCCGCAAGUGCUUCAGAAAAGGUCUGAUGCCCAUCACUUGGGAUAACACGCCCACGCCCGCCACGCCUGCUCCGCCCCCCGAGGAGGAGGAAGAGGAGAAAGAGGCCCAGGCCCUCAGAGAACUCAACUCCCUCAUCCGUGACGACCUCACUCAGGGUGGAGGAGCUGUGUUAACGACUCGAUCUCCAGUUGAAGACGAGGAAGAAGAAGAAGAUGAGGACGAGGAGGAGGACGAGGAAGGGUCCACCAAUCUGGAGAUGAACGACGAGAGUGACCACGACAAUAAAAUUCGUGGCGGCGGUGCGUGUUCCAUUCAGCAAUACGAGAUACUCAAGGACAACCUGCUGCUGUACCACCACGCGCGGCUCAUGGCGGAGAAGGGUCGGGGCUCCGAGCGGGAGUACCUGGUGGGACUCAUGUUCUCUAAGUUCGACACCAACAACAAUGGCGCCCUCGACAAAGAUGAACUCGUGCAGGUGUCGCAAGUGGAGGAGGUGAACCGCCUGGCGGAGGACUGCUCGCUGGUCGACAUGCUUCGCUACGACGACUCCAACACCGACGGUCACCUCAAUCUUAACGAGUUCUAUACCGCCUUCAGUAAGUUGUACAGCGUGUCCGUGGUGUCGCUGGACAAGGCCCUCGAGGUGAACCAUGUCUCCGCGCGCGUCGGAGACAACCUGGAGAUCAAGUGCGACGUCACGGGCACCCCCACACCCCCCAUCGUCUGGAGGAGGAACAGCCUCGAUCUGGCGGCUCUUAACUCCGAGGACAUCCGGGUCUUCAUGGAUGGUUCGCUGUACCUGACCCGUCUCCAGCUGGUCCACGCUGGUAACUACACCUGCCACGCCGAUCGUAACAAGGAUGUAGUUCAGACCCACAUUCUGACAGUCCACACGGUGCCAACUGUGCAGGUGACUCCACACAUCCAGAGCCUGCGGCCGGGAGAGGAAGCCAUCAUGAGCUGUAGAGCUACGGGCGAGCCAUUCCCCAAGGUUGAGUGGCUGAAGAACGACGAGCCGCUGCGCGUGGACAUCCCGCACAAGUACGAGGUGGUGGGCAAUGGUACGCAGCUGCGGGUACGCAACAUCGGCUACGCGGACACCGGGGCUUACAUGUGUCAGGCCACCAGCGUUGGCGGCAUGGCCAGGGAUAUCAGCUCGCUCAUCGUCCAGGAGAACCCGGCACCCACGGGGGAGCAGCAGGAGAGCAGAGUGUUCGUGUUCCAUGACUGGGGAAUAGCAGUCUAUGAGCCAGACGAGUGCCGACUUUUCCACGUUAUUCAAGGAACUGAUGUCAUCCCCGGCACGCAGGAGUAUGUCUGCGGUGACAAAGGUACAAAUUGCUCAUGGGGGCGAGCGAUCAACGUGGCCGAGAGGUACAUCUAUGUCACUCAGCCCAGGAGGGACAGAGUGCUGGUCGUCUCGGUACCCCAGAUGGUCGUCGUGGAUGUGAUUGUGACUGACCAGUAUCCAGUGGACCUUUCCUACGUGCCAAACUUGGACCAAGUCUGGGUCCUCAACUGGCGCUCCACGAAGGACGAGGGAGUCAAGACCAUACAGGUAAUUCUCUCACCUACUAAGGUAAUCCGUGAUGCAUCACAGAAGAAGAAACAUCACACGGUUCACCCAGAGCCCAUUGAUGGCCACUUUGAUCUGGUCAAGAACUUAUUUGUUCCAGCUACACAGGACCUGGGCCAUGACUUCAGGUAUGCCUAUGUGACACACACCAACCAGCGAGGUCUGUACAAGCUUGACCUGGCUAACAUGAAGUAUGUCAAGACUGUCGACCUCACGCCUUACAAUUGUGUUCCACAACAUCUUGUUUUCUCAUCUCUACAUGGACUGGUGGUGAUGGACUGUCAUGAGCCAGUGACUGGGCGGCGGACAGGACAACUGGUACUGGACUACCUGACAGAUGCUGUCCUGAGUCACAAGACAACAUUGAUGGGACAGCCACAUGUAGUUCCAGACUCCUCGCUUAUUGUCACUGUUGACACUUUCAAUCAUGUCAAAAUUGUUGUGCAGAAAGUCACAGAUCAUGGCCUGGACUAUGUAUUCGAUGUAAUCACCACUCUGAAUGUAAGUGAUGUCACUUUCUUCCCGUCACGCCUCACCCACAGCUACGACCUCUAUGCAGCCUCCACUGAUAAAGACGACAUCUUCUUCCUUGACCUUCAAUCUGGUAAGGUAGAGAUGAUCACAGGAGUGGGCAAGGCAAUGCAACCUGGCUUGACCGAGUGGAGCAACACGAAUCGACCUAUCGUGUCAUCCGGGGUCUUUGGUCACUACAUGGUGUCCCCGGCUGAGGCUGCUAUCUUUGUCAUCAAUGGAGAGACCCGCACUGUUAACUGUGAGAUUGGCUCCCUGGUCCAUCCUCGCCUAGCAGUGUGGAUCACCAGGAAAUACAUGUAAAAGAAGAAACAUAAUAACACACUUUAGAAGAUACAGUAACCCAAUCCCCUAACAAUUUUUGAUGUGAGGAUAUAUGUAGAUAAAGGUAUAAUAAUUUAAAUAUGAACUAUGGUCAUAUAUGAUUGCAAAUAUUUGUUUAUAAGCAAGAGCCUAAAAUAAAAGGGUCUUAUAAUUUCAGUGAAAUUUUGAUGGUUCUGUGUAUUCAAGCCAAACUAUGAACCGGCCAAAACACAUGAACAUACAUUCCUGACAGUUUUCUGAAAUAUUACAAAAAGGACACAAACAUACAAGUUUGAUGAAAAUAUCCAACAGAGAUGCACGCAAAAACCAAUAAUGAACACCAAGCAGCCUUAUAACAUUGUAAACUGUAGCCGUACCACCAAGAGUGAGCAGUGUGGUUUCGUAUGUAUCAUGUUUAAGGGUGAAUUGCAAAUUGGAGAACAGGAGACAGAACACAGACAUAUCUUAUGGCCCUCAAUUUCUAGUCCCUGAGAAUUAUUCAUUCCACCUGUCAGAAAUCAAUCCACGGGUAUUACAGUUUAGCUAUGAAGUCAGUUUACAUAGAUUUUAAUGCAGAUGCCCAUUUGUAUCUAGUUUGUGGUAUUGAAUUAUAGUUCUCUUUUCAUAAGCAAUUGAACUUGGUUUCUAUAUUUAUGUAUCUUACAUUUUCAAAGAAAAGCAGCGGUGACUUGCUGUUUAAUGCAGCAAUAUGGAUUACUGUAUUACAGUUGGUCUUGUUUUCAAUAAAGACAUACAUUGGAAAAUGGGUGCUUGGAGAGGUCUCGUGUGAGGUGCUGUCACAUAUCUAUAGUGAGUUAUUUUUAAUGUCUGGUCAUUACACACACACACUGUUGUAACUAGAUGAAGUAACCAGAAUUUAAACAGCUUUCCCAUAAUUUAUGACAGACAAAUAUAGAAUUAAGAUUACUGUAUUUGGUUAAGGUUUCUUUACAAACUGUUACUAUACAUCAAGACAUAUACAGUUUUUUUGUGACAACUCAAAAUUAAUCAGCUAACCAAAGAGCUUUAAAUUUAAAGAUAGGCAUAGUCAAAGUAUGAAAGCAGGAAUUGUUAAAUCCUUAAUGUGGCUCCUGUCUACAUCAAUUAGAAGCACUUUCAUUUUAAUAGUAACCCCAUCCAUAAUAGUCAAUUAGUAUGGUAGUGAUUAAUAAAUGCUGAUAUUUUCUUCCAAUGCAUAUAUUUUUUUUUAUACAAUCAUCCAAAUUGAUGUAAGUUUGCUUCCGAGUACAAUAUUUCCAACUCGACGAAUUGAUAACUUCACAAAUGACAACCAUUACACUGCUACCUGACAUUGUAUUACCUAAGUUUCUUUAAUAUAUACAAAUUAACAUUCGAGAUCACAUAACUAUCAGCAUUCAUGUCAAAUAAUUUAAUUUUCUUCAUUUAAUGUCUCAAAUACAAAUAUUAAGUGCCACUCAUACCAUAGUUUUUACUUCUUGCACAAAACACAUACAGUAUUGGUUUUGACUUUAAUUCUGAGUAUUUGAAAGCAGAUUGAAAGAUAUCAAUUAUAUAAUAUAUAUAUAUAUAUUAUAUAUAUAAUCAUUUCCUUUAUUCAAGACAUAUGUGCAGAAGCUACAAACUGAUUCCCUCCAUGCUGUGGGCAACAUGGAGCAAGUGGUAUUGCAAAGACACCCAAACAAAAAAAUGCAGAAUGAGGUACUCUAAUGUUGUUUGAAGAAUCACAGGUUUUUUGUGUCAAAUGGUUUUAGAACUAAUUUGCAUUAGAUGAACCUAAAAAUACAUGCUUUGUAUGAAGCUUUUAUUUGUUUUAGCUGUUUCUGUAUAGCUUGGUAUUACUGUAUCACUGAUGACCAUAUUAAAGUUGUAUUUAGCUAGCAGUUGGUUCUAAAACUUAUGCAUACACAAUAAAAUAAAGAGUUUCUUUCAUCAGCAAGAGUUCGUCUUGUGAUUCAGUGUAGUCUUCAUAUGUAGCAAUGAGGCCAGCAGUUUUGAGCUUGUGUAAGAAUGACACCUUUCCACCAUAUUGUGUGUUGAAGAUAACAAUGAGGUUAUCCCUCAGCAAGGCAUAUUAAUGCUGGCUUCAUGAAUGUCCUUCAAAUAGAAUAAAACCUGUUUAUUGCCUUACAAGUACAGGCUUGUGUUUGUAUGUAACUACAUCUUGUAUAUUGAUGUCUGUAUCAAAGAAAACUGCUUCACUGACUAGUGUGGAGUAGCUUCAGUACUUUAAGAAACAUUAAGAUAAGUCUAGUACGCUAGAAAUUUGCAGCGUACUCCCAUCUGCUAAACAAAAGAUCCAAUGUGUACGUGUACUCAGUUGCUGUUACGGUAUAGAAUAGGAUACAAAUUUAAGACUACUGUAUAUGUAAAUACAAACAUCCUGUUUCUAUAUGUAGCUUUUUGCUUUACAAAAUUACAGUUUAUAGAGUAGAGUAUUAUUUUAUUGUUUUUUGUGUUUUUUUUAAGGUAAAUUUAUAGUAAUAGUAACUAGCUAAAAUAUUGGAAAACUGAAUGCUGUAAACAUUAUUGUCAUAUUUUGACUGGACUUGGGUGCAUCCACUUUUUUAUAUGUGCGGUGUGAAGGCAUACACUCACUCGUAUAUCAUGGGACACUCCUGGCUGUUCCACAUAUCAGUUACUUAUUACACUAUCACUGGGAUUAUAAACAGAAUGGCUUUUCUCAUGUUUAUUCUAGAAUCAUUUUUAUUUAAAAAAUUAGAAUUGUGCAUUUCAGGCUAUUGUUAUUCUUAAAAAAGAAAAACAUUGCUGGAGUGAAUAUGAGAAAUUCUAUUCUUGUUUGCAAUGUACAGGUUAGCAUGCAGGUGACUUACAUUGCUUUUUAUCCUAAAAAUUAUAUAAUUGUUAAUAUGCUAUAGAAUAAGUCUCUCCUGAUGCUCUAAUUCACCUCUGACAUCCAUGACAAGUUGGUCAAUAAGAGCAAGCAACUAAUCACUGAAAAGUUACCUACUUCGUUAUGUCCAUAGUUUUCUAAAACAGUCCGGUUGCUUCUAAGAUCAAAUACUGUGUUACUGAGAAUAAUGAUACAACACCAUUCUGGUGGAUGUUAUUUAACUACAGCUGCCAAGCUUUUAUUUAAUGGCAAAGCCAUGUAAAGAAAACCCAUUAUCAAUACAUAAAGGGGAUUUUCCCUGUAGGUACACUACAACCUUCCCCCCACCCCAUCCUUCUAUAUUCAGCCCUUAUGAGCAGUUUUGUGGGAUUGGUGCUGUGGCACUCGGCACACACUACCUGCUUCAUAAUUAGCAGGUUUUAUGCUGUACAAUACAUCCAAUACUUUUAUAUUUAUUUUGAUACUACUCCUUUAGUCAUUUAAAUUUAAGUACUUUUUUUUUUUAUCCAUGGUGUGAUCAAGCAAAAGAAAGCAUUCAACACAAAUAUUCAUUGUGGGAAUAAGCAACGUUGUAGCAGCUUACGAAUACAGUAAUAGAGUAAAAAUAACUCACGCAAACUCACAGUUAAUAACCGAUAUUAGUAGCUGCAAAUGCCUUGCCACCACUUGUAGAGAUUACUAAUGUUAAGCAUGAACUGUUGUCAUAUACAAUACUAGUAUAUGGAUAUACUUUACUUAGCAAUAAAUCAUAUCAGUUC